GUUCAGAAGACUGAAGACCUUCGUGGGUUGCAAAUCGCUUUCCGGAAUUUCGGCAAGGAGUAAUCCAGAAUCGAGAUCAGGAUGAGGCACAACAUGGUGGCGCACUUGUACUGCCUGGUGCGGGAUCUGUACGCCGAGCACGGGGAUCCCCGGGUGGCGCAUCUACCGCUCCUGGGCAACCUAUGGAUCGUGCUGGCCAUCGUGGCUCUGUACGUGGCCUUUGUGCUCCACUAUGGACCACGGUGGAUGGAGCACCGUGCUCCCUUCGAGCUGAAGCGGGUGAUGCAGGUGUACAAUGUGGUGCAGGUGCUGGCCAAUGCGACCAUAUUCUUCAUUGGCCUGACCAACACCUAUCUGCAACCGGGAUACAGUUGGACCUGCCAGCCAGUGGAUCACAUAGACACCUCGCCGGCAAUGAUGAGGACGCUAUACGCAUCUUAUGCCUACUAUAUGCUCAAGUACCUGGAUCUACUUGAUACGGUUUUCAUAGUGCUGCGCAAGAAGAAUUCGCAGGUGAGCUUCCUGCAUGUUUAUCACCACGGCGGCAUGGUCUUCGGGGUGUCCAUCUUCAUGACCUUCCUAGGCGGGUCCCACUGUACGAUGCUCGGCGUUAUCAAUCUUCUGGUGCACACUGUAAUGUAUGCCUACUACUUUGCCGCUUCCUUGGGCGCCGUGAAGAACCUGCUGUGGUGGAAGCAGCGGAUUACGCAACUGCAGCUGCUGCAAUUCGGCUACCUCACCUUUCAUUUCCUGCUGGUAAUCGUCCGGAAUCCCUGCCAGUUCCCCGUUUUCAUUGCCUUCAUCGGCUUCAUCCAGAACAUCUUCAUGUUCUCCAUGUUCUUCGAUUUCUAUUACAAGGCCUAUGUGCGCAAGCAGCGAAAAUCGUUGGAGACCAAGCUGAAAACCAGCUGAGCUGCGAUAGAACAUAAGGUUCAAGUUCACGCUUCGCCAUUUCCAUAUUAAAUUGUAUAAUAAGUUGGUCGGUCGCUUAUGCAAAUAGGCCCCAAUCGAAACCAAACUGCCUGGUAUAAAUAAACAUUCGGAUUGAGUCCCAACCCCUCCACUACAUUGCCACCAAAAAA
This is a messenger RNA of Drosophila rhopaloa, 1082 nucleotides long. RefSeq names its product elongation of very long chain fatty acids protein. The record is from RefSeq and is a predicted model, not a curated record. Gene Ontology annotation, biological process: fatty acid elongation, polyunsaturated fatty acid; very long-chain fatty acid biosynthetic process; sphingolipid biosynthetic process. Lineage: Eukaryota; Metazoa; Arthropoda; Insecta; Diptera; Drosophilidae. Gene Ontology annotation, cellular component: endoplasmic reticulum membrane. The transcript is spliced from 2 exons. Gene Ontology annotation, molecular function: fatty acid elongase activity. Bases 82 to 912 code for a protein of 276 amino acids.